Daucus carota subsp. sativus is the source of this 12075-nucleotide messenger RNA. Its product is annotated as E3 ubiquitin-protein ligase UPL1. The record is from RefSeq and is a predicted model, not a curated record. NCBI's taxonomy places the organism in Eukaryota, Viridiplantae, Streptophyta, Magnoliopsida, Apiales, Apiaceae. Gene Ontology annotation, biological process: protein polyubiquitination. The transcript has 16 exons. Gene Ontology annotation, molecular function: protein binding; ubiquitin-protein transferase activity. Bases 308 to 11632 code for a protein of 3774 amino acids.
AUACGAAAAUACACUACAACAAGAGCUCCUGCUAAGUUUCGGUUUCUCUCUCUCUACAAAUUCUAUCUUAGAUCAAUCUCUCUUGUCUGCAAACAAAACAAAACCCUCUCUCGAAGAAACCCUAGAUUUUUCUAAACCUCGAUUGUUUGAUUAAUCUGAUUAAUUAUUUUACCCUUUGAAUUUUGAUUCUCAUUAUUGGAUCAGUCUCGACUUCGAUCGAUUCUCCGUCUAAUUAUAGAAUCGAUCGACUCUGUAGUUGCCCUUUUGUGUGUAAAGGCAAUGUUUUUAUCAUCCUUUUGAUUUUAACAUGAAGUUGAAGCGAAAGAGGGCCGUGGAAGUGCCGCCGAAAAUCAGGUCAUUCAUCAAUAAUGUCAUUGCCACUCCACUUGAAAGUAUAGGCGAACCCUUAAGAAGCUUUGUCUGGGACUUUGAUAAGGGAGAUUUUCACCAAUGGGUUGAUCUUUUUAAUCACUUUGAUUCUUAUUUUGAUAAGUACAUAAAAUCAAGGAAAGAUUUGCAGGUUGAGGACAAUUUCCUAGGAUCAGACCCUCCUUUCCCAAAAGAUGCUGUUCUUCAAAUUCUCCGUGUGAUUAGAAUUAUAUUGGAGAACUGUACUAAUAAGCACUUUUAUAGCUCCUAUGAGCACCUUUCAUCUCUGCUUGCUUCCACUGAUGCUGAUGUGGUCGAGGCCUGCUUACAAACAUUAGCAGCAUUUUUAAAGAAGGCCGUUGGAAAGUACGUAAUAAGGGAUUCUGGUCUUCACUCAAAAUUAUUUGCUUUUGCACAAGGUUGGGGAGGAAAGGAAGAAGGCCUCGGACUAGUUGCUUGUGCUGUACAGGAUGGAUCAGAUCAAGUCUCUAGUGACUUAGGUAGCACCCUUCACUUUGAGUUCUAUGCAGAUGAUACAUCAAGUGCACUCCCUGCAUCAGAGCAACCAAUUCAAGGGUUGCAGAUUAUUCAUUUGCAGAAUGUUAACAGUUACCAGGUUUCUGACAUUGAACUUCUGUACAAGUUAGUUCUGGAGUACAAAGUCCCCCCUGCAUUGAGAUUUUUCUUAUUGACGAGAUUGCGGUUUGCUAGAGCUUUCAGCUCUCUGGCUUCCCGACAACAGUACACAUGUGUCCGCCUUUAUGCAUUCAUGGUUCUUGUACAAUCAUGCAGUGAUACAGAAGAUUUAGUAUCUUUCUUUAACACUGAGCCGGAGUUCAUUAAUGAAUUAGUUACACUAUUAAGCUACGAAGAUGCAGUUCCUGAAAAAAUCCGAAUUCUCAGCCUGCUUUGCCUGGUUGCUCUUUGUCAAGAUCGUUCACGCCAACCAAGUGUUUUAAUUGCUGUAACCUCUGGUGGUCAUCGUGGCAUUUUGUCUAGCCUUAUGCAGAAGGCUAUUGAUUCUGUCAGUAGUUCGUCAAAAUGGUCAGUCAUUUUUGCUGAAGCUUUGCUAUCUCUUGUUACUGUUCUGGUUUCCUCUUCAUCAGGUUGCUCUGCCAUGCGGGAAGCUGGAUUUAUACCUACACUUCUACCUCUUCUUAAGGAUACAGAUCCGCAGCACUUGCAUUUGGUCAGUACUGCAGUACAUGUUCUAGAAGCUUUUAUGGAUUACAGCAACCCUGCAGCUGCACUGUUCAGGGACCUAGGUGGCUUGGAUGAUACUAUUUCACGUCUUAAAGUAGAAGUUUCCUAUGUUGAAAACCUUAUAAACCAACAAGGUACAUCUGUUGCGAGUCCUGCAUGUCGUACUGAAAUAGCUGGUGCCUCAUCCUCCGAGCUUGAUAGUGGGCAACCCCUUUAUUCAGAAGCAUUGGUUGCAUCUCAUCGUCGGUCGUUAAUGAAAGCUUUACUACGUGCUAUAUCUCUGGGAACUUAUGCUCCUGGAAGCACCUCACGGAUAUAUGGUUCUGAGGAAUGUCUGUUACCACUGUGCUUAUGCAUAAUUUUUAGAAAGGCAAAAGAGUUUGGUGGUGGGGUAUUCUCACUUGCAGCAACCGUAAUGAGUGAUCUCAUACACAAGGAUCCGACCUGCUUUUCUGUACUAGAAGCAGCUGGUCUUCCUUCCGCCUUCUUGGAUGCAAUAAUGGAGGGUGUCCUUUGUUCCGCUGAAGCUAUAACAUGCAUACCACAGUGCUUGGAUGCUUUGUGUCUGAGCAAUAAUGGUCUACAGGCUGUGAGGGACCGCGGUGCCCUAAGGUGUUUUGUGAAGAUAUUUACCUCAAAGAUGUACUUGCGUGUACUCACGGGAGAUACUCCAGGAUCCUUAUCUAGCGGUCUUGAUGAGUUAAUGCGCCAUGCUUCCUCACUGCGUGUCCCUGGAGUGGAAAUGUUGAUUGAAAUUUUAAAUGCCAUUGCCAAAUUAGGUUCUAGUUCGGAGGGAUCUCACUCAUCCAAUGACUCUCAAGGCUGCUCUACUCCUGUUCUUAUGGUCACUGAUACUGAAGAACAGAAUCUGAUCCAAAAGGGAGGUGAUGAAUCUAGUCAGGUUGAAAGCUCUGAAAAGCUCCUUGCUUCUGAUGCAUUGUUAACAAAUAUUGAGUGGUUUCUUCCGGAAUAUAUUACAAAUGCUACCCGCCUUCUUGAAACAAUUCUUCAAAAUUCUGACACGUGUCGUAUUUUUAUUGAGAAAAGGGGAACUGAAGCUGUUUUGCAAUUUUUCAGAUUGCCACUUAUGCCUCUUUCAGCUUCUGUUGGUCAGAGUAUAUCUGCUGCAUUUAAAAAUUUUUCACCGCAGCAUUCUGCGUCUCUUGUUCGAGCAGUCUGUUUAUUUUUGAGGGAACAUUUGAAAUUGACUCAUGAACUUUUAAGUACAUCUGGUGGGAUACACUUUGUUCAGAUGGAAGUUGUAAACCUGAUGAAGCUGCUAAGGUGCCUCGCUGGUCUUGAAGGUAUUGUCUCUGUUUGUAGUUCUUUGCUGAAGAGUACUACAGUGGUAAUAUCUGAAUUGGCCACCUCAGAUGCAGAUGUGUUAAAAGAACUUGGGAGGGUCUAUAGGGAGAUACAUUGGCAAAUAUCAUUGUGUAGUGAUAUUAAGGUAGAUGAGAAGCAGAAUGUCACAGCCGAAUCUGAAAAUGUAGAUGCUUCUGUAUCAACUACUGCUGGAAGGGAGAGUGAUGAUGAUGUAACUAUUCCUGUAGUGAGGUACAUGAAUCCUGUUUCUGUGAGGAACAACUCACAUCCCCAGUGGGGUAUAGGACGUGAUUUUCUUUCAGUGGUUCGCUCAAGUGAAGGUUUUAGUCGUCGUAGUCGACAUGGGUUGGCCCGAAUACGGGGAGGAAGGACAAGUAGACAUUUGGAAACUUUACAGAUGGAUUCCGAGGUUACAGCCAAUAGUAUCGAGCUACCUUCUUCUCAAGAUAUGAAAAAGAAAAGCCCGGAAGUGUUAACUAUGGAAAUUCUUAAAAAACUUUCGUCUACUUUGCGGUGCUUCUUUGUUGCUCUUGUCAAAGGUUUUACUUUGCCAAACCGUAGAAGAUCUGAGACUGGCUUAUUAGGCGCCGCUUCCAAGAGCAUUGGGACAGCCCUUGCAAAGCUUUUUCUGGAAGCUUUUGGUUUCUCAACAUAUUCAGCUUCGGCUGAACUAUCAUUGUCUGUUAAGUGCCGCUACUUGGGCAAGGUGGUGGAUGACAUGGCGGCUCUCGUAUUUGAUAAUAGACGACGCACUUGUUAUACAGCAAUGAUAAAUAACUUUUAUGUCCAUGGCACCUUCAAAGAGCUACUAACAACAUUUGAAGCUACGAGCCAGUUGUUGUGGACGCUGCCUUACGCAUUGCCACAAUCUACUAUUGAAAAUGAAAAUAUUUUAGAGGCAGGCAAGUUGGCUCAUAAUUCGUGGUUGGUUGAGACAUUGUUGAGUUACUGCCGUGUGCUCGAGUAUUUUGUCAAUUCAACUUUACUUCUAUCUCCGGCAUCUGCUUCCCAGUCCCAGUUGCUCGUUCAGCCUGUUGCAGUUGGUUUGUCUAUUGGGUUAUUCCCGGUUCCUAGAGACCCAGAAGUAUUUGUUCGUAUGUUGCAGUCUCAGGUCCUUGAUGUGAUACUUCCUGUCUGGAAUCAUGCAAUGUUUCCAAAUUGUAACCCGGGUUUCAUUUCGUCUGUUGUCUCACUUGUUACUCACAUAUACAGUGGUGUUGGUGAUGCAAAGAAGCAGCUUGGUGGGUCAGGAAGUACAAACCAGAGAUUGGUGGCUCCUCCCCCUGAUGAAAGUACUAUUGCCACUAUCAUAGAGAUGGGUUUCUCAAGAGCAAGAGCCGAGGAAGCACUAAGACAUGUUGGGACUAAUAGUGUUGAGAUGGCGAUGGAAUGGCUUUUCUCACAUGUUGAAGAUCCUGUGCAGGAGGAUGAUGAACUGGCAAGGGCUCUUGCUCUGUCUUUAGGUAGUUCCUCUGAGGUGUCUAAAAGUGAAAACAGUGAUAAACCAGUUGAUGAUGUAAGUGAAGAGGGACCAGCAACUGUGCCUCCAGUGGACGACAUCCUUGCAUCAGCAAUGAAGCUGCUUCAUACGAGUGAUACAAUGGCUUUUCCAUUGACAGAUUUGCUUAUUACCCUUUGCAGUAGGAAUAAAGGUGAAGACCGUGCAAAAGUUACAGCUUACCUUACUCAGCAGCUAAAGCUUUGUCCGCUGCAACUUGUAAAGGAUUCAACAGCCUUGUGUAUGGUCUCUCAUACUUUAGCAUUGUUACUCAAUGAAGAUGGAAAUUCGCGAGACAUUGCUGCGCGUGAUGGUAUUGCUGUCAUAGCAAUAGAUUUUUUGAUAAACUUUAAAGCUAGAAUUGUACCAGGAAAUGAGCUUGUGGUACCAAAAUGUAUUACUGCUUUGCUUCUUAUAUUGGACAUAUUGUCGCAAUCUAAGCCUAAGAUUCCAUCUCAGAGCACUGAAGCUAAUGCAGGAGGCUCUUUACCUGAUUCCACCAGUGUGCCUGCUCCAAUUUCAGCUCCAGAACAUGCAUCAGAGAUAAAGUCAGCUCCUGAAGACGUAAUAGAGAAAAAGUCAGCUGCUGGUAAUUUGGACGGGGGAAUCGACGCAGCAAUUCAGAGUAUAUUUGGGAGUUCAACUGGAUAUCUGAGUUUUGAGGACAGCAGUAGGUUACUGGUUGUUUCUUGUGAGUUGAUAAAGCUUCAUGUCCCUCCUCUUGUCAUGCAGGCGCUUUUACAGUUAUGUGCUCGUUUGACAAAAACUCAUGCUCUAGCUUUGCAAUUUCUUGAAUUUGGGGGAUUGGUUGCUCUUUUUAAUAUUCCUAUAAGCUGUUUCUUUCCUGGAUAUGACACUGUGGCAUCUGCUAUCAUUCGACAUCUCAUUGAAGAUCCUCAGACACUACAAACGGCAAUGGAACUAGAAAUUCGGCAGACACUGAGUGGAAAUCGCAAUGCUGGGCGUGUCCCAGUACGUGCAUUUUUGACAUCAAUGGCACCUGUUAUUUCAAGAGAUCCAGGUGUUUUCAUGAGAGCAGCAGCAAGUGUGUGCCAGUUGGAAUCAUCAGGAGGAAGAAAUUUUGUUGUACUGUCGAAAGAAAAAGAGAAAGAAAGGGAUAAAUCAAAAGCUCGUGUAGAAUCCGGAGCUCCCCCUAAUGAAUGUGUCAAGAUUACUGAAAAUAAAAUACAUGAUGUGUCAGGUAAAUGUGCAAAAGGACACAAAAAAUUCCCUGCAAACCUGGUGCAGGUUAUUGAUCAGCUACUUGAGAUUCUAAUGAAAUAUCCUGCACCUAAGUGCGAGGAAGAUUGUACAACUUUAAGUGCUAUGGAGGUAGAUGAAUCUUUAACCAAGGUGAAAGGUAAGUCAAAGGUUGACGAUACAAGAAAGACUGAGUCGAAAACUGUAGAGAAAUCAGCUGGGUUGGCCAAGGUAACUUUUGUGUUGAAGUUAUUGAGUGAUAUUCUUCUCAUGUAUGUUCAUGCUGUUGGAGUUAUCCUGAAAAGAGAUGCGGAAAUCUGUCAACUUCGGGGACUUAAUGUUUUGGAUUCGGCUGGACAUUGUGGGAUACUGCAUCAUGUUUUGAAUUAUCUUGUUCCUCCAUCUGGAGACAAAACAUCAGGACCUGAUGAAUGGAGAGGCAAGUUAUCCGAAAAAGCUUCAUGGUUUCUAGUGGUUUUGUGUGGUCGAUCAAGUGAAGGACGUAGACGUGUGAUAAGUGAAAUCGUAAAAACUUUAAAGUCUCUUUCAAAUUUAGAAAACAAUUCGUCUAGAAACAAUUUAUGGCCAGAUAAGAAGGUUCUCUCUUUCGUUGACCUGGUGUAUUCUAUUUUGUCGAAGAACUCAUCAUCUAGUAACUUACCUGGUACAGGAUGCUCUCCAGAUAUUGCAAAAAGCAUGAUAGAUGGCGGAAUAGUUCAGUGUUUAUCAAGCAUUCUUCAAGUGAUGGAUUUAGACCAUCCAGAUGCUUCUGAAGUUGUAAAUCUCAUACUCAAGGCUUUGGAGAUCCUAACAAGAGCUGCUCAUGCUGGUGAACAACUCUUUAAAACUGAAACUUCAGCCAAGAAAAAAUUUGCUGGUGCAGGUCAGAAUUUGGAUAAUCAAGUUAAUGCUACUUUGGUCACUGAGACUGUAGAAUCUGAUCAGAACCAUAGUCUACAUCAAGGCAACAGUGAAGGGGAUGCAAAUCAACAACUUGAAGGAAGUACUCAGCAUGAAAAUGAUCUCCAUUCAACAGUUCCCAACCAAUCCUUAGAUCAAGAUAUGAGAAUUGAGAUGGAUGAAACCGUUACUAGCAAUACGACGGCAGAUAUGGGGAUAGAUUUUAUGCGUGAUGAAAUGGAAGACGGUGACAUGAUGAAUAAUGCUGACCAAAUCGAGAUGACUUUUCAUGUAGAGAACAGGGGAGACAAUGAUAUGGGUGAAGAAGAUGAUGACAUGGGGGUUGAUGGGGAGGAUGAUGAGGAUGAUGAUGAGGGUGAGGAUGAUGAGGAAGACCUUGGAGAGGAUGGUACUGCCCUUAUGUCGCUAGCUGAUACAGAUGUGGAAGAUCAUGAUGAAGCUGCACUGGGAGAUGAUUAUAAUGAUGACAUGGUUGAUGAAGAUGAAGAUGAUUUCCAUGAGAAUCGUGUUAUUGAGGUGAGGUGGAGGGAAGCCCUUGAUGGGCUAGAUCACUUGCAGGUACUUGGUCAACCUGGAGUUGAUAGUGGCCUAAUUGAUGUGGCUGCUGAGCCUUUUGAAGGAGUAAAUGUUGAUGAUCUCUUUGGCCUCCGCAGACCUAUGGGUUUCGAUCGCCGUCGCCAGACAAGUAGAAAUUCCCUGGAACGGUCAACUACGGAAGGAAAUGGUCUUCAGCAUCCUUUCUUGUUGAGAGCAUCACAGUCUAGUGAUCUUGCAUCAACUUGGUCUUCAGGUGGGAACUCAUCCAGGGAUUUAGAGUCACUUACUGCUGGAAGCUUUGAUGUAGCUCAUCUGUACAUGUUUGAUGCACCUGUCCUCCCUUAUGAUAAUGUCCCAACUGGCGUGUUUGGUGAAAGACUUAGUGGUGCGGCAGCACCUACAUUGGCUGAUUUUUCUGUUGGUUUAGAGUCUUUACGGGUUCCAGGACGAAGAGCACCAGGUGCAGGUAGGUGGACUGAUGAUGGUUAUCCUCAAGUAGGCAGUCAGGCUGCAACUGUUGCACAAGCAGUUGAGGAACAAUUCAUAUGUCAGCUGCGUGGUAAUGCUCCCCCAGAAAAUCCUCCUGAAAUCCAGUCAAAUAAUUCAGAAUCACCGGACAAGCAAUCUGAUGGCCCCUUGAUCAGCGAUAGUCAGAUAGCUGUACAGAUUGAUGGUAGUGAAACACAGCAAGGUGAAGAUCAAAAUUGUGAAAGUGGUCAUGAAACAGCUCUCGAAAGUAAUCAGAUUGGGGACAGCAAUGCAGCUGGUGUUGAAGCAGGUGAAGAUGAUCAUGACAAUACAUCAAAUAAUCCUGAUAAUAUGGACACCGGAGAAGGAAAUGAUGUUGUCGGUGAGCCGAGGUUGAUGUCCGUUACAGAUAUAUCCCAGGAUACUCAACAAAUUGAAAUGACAUCUGAAAUGCCUGAAAGUGAUGUGCCAUUUCAGAAUUUGGAGAAUGAUGGAUCAGCAACAAUAAAUUGCCAUUCAAAUCUUGAUACAUUAAACUUAGAACUGCCUAAUCCUGGACUUGGUGAUUACCAUGGCUCUUCAGCUCAUGAAGAUAAUGAUGUUGAUAUGAAUGGUAGCCAAAUGGAAGAGAAUCCGACUGGUGAACCGAUACCUUCUCACGGUGAUGGAGAGGAUCAACCUCUUAUACCAAACAUUACGGUUGCUCAAGACACUAGUCAGAUUGAUGAAUCGCGUUUGAAUAACGAGCCUCCUAAUUCAAAUGGUAUAGAUCCGACGUUUUUAGAAGCGCUUCCUGAAGAUCUCCGUGCGGAAGUUCUUGCUUCGCAGCAAGCUCAGCCCACUCAGCCUGUUCCUGCUCCUACAUAUGAACAACCUACCGCUGAAGAAAUAGAUCCAGAAUUUUUAGCUGCCCUUCCCCCAGAUAUCCAAGCAGAAGUCUUAGCCCAACAACGUGCACAGAGGGUUGCACAACAGGCUGAAGGACAACCUGUUGAGAUGGAUAACGCUUCAAUUAUAGCUACUUUUCCUCCAGAUUUGCGUGAAGAGGUACUCUUGACUUCAUCUGAAGCUGUUUUAUCUGCAUUACCAUCUCCAUUACUUGCUGAAGCUCAAAUGCUUAGGGACAGGGCUAUGAGUCAUUAUCAGGCUCACAGUCUAUUUGGGAAUAACCACAGGCAUACUCAUCGUAGGAAUGGCUUAGGAUUUGAUCGACAAGCGGUGAUGGAUAGGGGCGUUGGUGUUACAAUAGGUCGGCGAACAUCUUCUGUUGCUGAGGGUGCAAAAUUGAAGGAAGUAGAAGGUGAACCCCUCUUGGAUGCCAAUGCUUUGAAAGCACUGAUUAGGCUCCUUCGUUUAGCACAGCCCCUUGGGAAAGGUCUUCUGCAGAGACUCUUGUUAAACUUAUGUGCCCAUAGCUGUACAAGGGCGAAUUUAAUCCGUUAUCUUCUGGACAUGAUCAAUCCUGGAAGUGAAGGCUCGUCUGAAUCAACUUGCCAAAGGUUGUAUGGGUGUCAGUCUAAUGUUGUUUAUGGUCGAUCUCAGCUGUUACAUGGUCUUCCUCCUUUGGUAUUGCGUCGAGUUCUUGAGAUAAUGACCUAUUUGGCCACCAAUCAUUCUGCUGUUGCCAAUAUUUUAUUUUAUUUUGAUCCAUCUAUUACUCAAAAUACUUUGCAUCCAAAUUCCUUGGAGAUGAAAACUGACAAGGGGAAAGAGAAGAUUGUGGAAGACCAAGAUUUGGUAACUUGUACAGAAAGAUCGAUAGAGAGGGACGUGCCUUUAAUUUCGCUACUAAAGCUCUUAAGUCAGCCACUGUUCUUACGCAGUGUGGCUCAUUUGGAGCAGGUAAUGGGCCUGCUUCAAGUGGUAGUUUUUGCUGCUGCAUCAAAGCUGGACUUCGAGUCUCAUUCUCAACCAGGAGGAACUUCAAAUUCCGAGGACAAAAGCAAAGCAGUCACUGAUGCUCAAGACAUUUUGCCUGUUUUGGAGAGGGAAUCACAUUCAAGUGGUCUUUUGCAGAACCCAGUACAGUCUGAAGGGGAAUUAGCUCUAGACAACAUUAAAUCCAGUGAUGGGUUAUCUACUUCAGCUGGACCAAAAAGUUCCAAUACUCGGGACAUCUUUUUACAGCUGCCGCAGUCUGACCUACAUAGUCUAUGCAGUCUUCUUGGGCAUGAGGGGCUUUCCGACAAAGUUUAUCUGCUUGCUGGCGAGGUGCUGAAGAAGUUGGCAUUGGUUGUUGCUCCCCAUCGUAAGUUCUUUAUUUUAGAGCUUUCAGAGUUGGCUCAUAAUCUGAGCAGUUCAGCUGUAAGUGAGCUAGUCACAUUGAGAAAUACACAAAUGCUGGGUUUGAGUGCUGGAUCUAUGGCUGGGGCAGCAAUACUCCGUGUGCUACAGACACUCAGCUCUCUCACUUUGCCAAAUAUAGAGGGGGAAAAUUCUGUCGAGAAUGCUGGUGAACAGGAAGAGCUUGCCACUAUGUGGAAGUUAAAUAUUUCUCUUGAUCCCUUGUGGCAAGAAUUGAGCAACUGCAUAAGUGCAACUGAAUCACAGUUGGCACAGAGCUCUGUCAACGUAAUAAUGUCAAACACAAAUGUGGGGGAGCAGAUACAGGGUACUUCCUCUCUAUCUCCUCUUCCACCUGGUACUCAGAGGCUCCUACCUUUUAUUGAAGCCUUCUUGGUUUUAUGUGAAAAACUACAAGCAAAAUCUUCAAUCACACAGCAAGAUCAUGCCAAUGCAACAGCUAGAGAAGUAAAAGAAUUUUCUGGGAGUUCAUCAUCAUUUUCUACAAAGUGUGGAAUAGAAUCUCUGAGAAGGCUUGAUGGUGCUAUUACGUUUACAAGGUUUGCUGAAAAACAUCGUCGCCUUCUCAAUGCCUUUGUUAGGCAGAAUCCUAGCUUGCUGGAGAAGUCUCUUUCCAUGAUUCUUAAAGCACCAAGAUUAAUCGACUUUGAUAACAAAAGAGCCUACUUCCGUUCAAGAAUCAGGCAGCAGCAUGAACAGCAUAUCUCUGGUCCGUUACGAGUUGGUGUUCGACGUGCAUAUGUUUUGGAGGACUCGUAUAACCAGUUGCGAAUGCGACCUACGCAGGACCUAAAGGGGCGAUUAAAUGUACAUUUUCAAGGAGAAGAGGGUAUUGAUGCUGGUGGUUUGACAAGAGAGUGGUAUCAAUUGUUAUCAAGGGUUAUAUUUGACAAAGGAGCUUUGCUUUUCACCACUGGUGGAAACAAUGCAACUUUCCAACCUAAUCCUAAUUCUGUCUACCAGACUGAACAUCUUUCGUACUUCAAAUUUGUUGGCCGAGUGGUUGCGAAGGCACUUUAUGAUGGGCAACUGUUAGAUGUAUACUUCACUAGGUCGUUCUACAAGCACAUUCUUGGUGUGAAGGUUACUUACCAUGAUAUAGAGGCUGUUGAUCCUGACUAUUACAAAAAUUUAAAGUGGAUGCUAGAGAAUGAUGUGAGUGAGAUACCUGAUCUGACAUUUAGUAUGGAUGCGGACGAAGAAAAACACAUUCUCUACGAGAAAACAGAGGUUACAGAGUAUGAGCUUAAACCUGGAGGAGGAAAUAUACGGGUCACUGAGGAAACAAAGCACGAGUAUGUUGACCUUGUGGCUGAACAUAUCCUUACAAAUGCAAUUCGUCCUCAAAUUAAUUCCUUCCUAGAAGGGUUCAAUGAGCUUAUACCAAGGGAACUUAUAUCUAUAUUUAAUGAUAAAGAACUUGAGCUUUUAAUAAGCGGGCUUCCAGAAAUUGAUUUGGAUGAUUUGAAGGCCAAUACGGAGUACACUGGCUACACAGUAGCAUCUCAUGUCGUCCAGUGGUUUUGGGAAGUUGUCAAAACAUUUAACAAAGAAGAUACAGCAAGAUUUUUGCAAUUUGUAACCGGAACAUCCAAGGUCCCUUUGGAAGGAUUUAAAGCAUUGCAAGGGAUUUCUGGUCCACAAAAGUUUCAGAUUCACAAGGCAUACGGAGCUCCCGAGAGGCUGCCAUCUGCGCAUACCUGCUUUAACCAAUUAGACCUUCCCGAGUAUACUUCCAAGGAACAACUUCAAGAACGCUUGCUGCUUGCCAUCCAUGAAGCUAGUGAAGGAUUUGGAUUUGGUUGAAAAGAGAAGGGCAUCACUUUCAGCUUUUUGCUAUCUGUCUGUACAUAUAACCAACUGGUCAUUGUAAUUAACACAACUGAAGGUGGGGGCUGCGUCAGGGCUAGAGUAUCUGAAGCAGAAUCGGUGAUAUGCCUGGGAAAGGAUAUGAUCAGGACUAGAGUAUCUGAAACAGAAUUGGUGAUAUGCCUGGGAAAGGAUAUGUACACUUAAACUAUAUUAGGGGAUGGUACUUUAUUGUUAUCUUAGAUGUUAUUAUCAAUAUAGACUCAGCAGUGAAUACAGAAAUAUCUGUACUGCUGUAUGGUAUAGAAUAUUUUUUGCUAUUUAAUCCUUGAUAUUCUUUAGUAUCUUUUUGGUACUUGCCUUCAAUCAAGUCCUCUGGUAUUAAGAAUCUUGUAAAUGUUUUAGGAUGAUGCAUCAGAGGUAUUGGCUUUUCUUUGUCA